ACCCUAUGUGUGCCUAACCGUCGAUUCCAUCAAUUUCGGUUAAUCUAAUCGACCGAUUAACUCAACGGAAUUGACCAAUUAUAUGAAUCAGUUAGCUAAUUGGACAAUGCGAUUGGUCAAUUCCGUUGAGUUAACCGAAAUUGAUGAAAUCGGGGGUAAGACUGAAAAUCGUGUAAGGGUGACUUAGGAACGGAAGAGUGAAGAGUCACGCGUGAAAAAUGUCACGUUUUCAUUGGCCGAGAAGUCACGUGGUCGCUGAAGUUGAGCCAUGAUUCUUUUCAUUUUUCCGUUAUUCGGGAAAAGUUGCAUUAUCGUUACCUAGUUGUUGACCAUGUAUAAAAGUUACUUAGUAUAGGGUAGAGUAGCAUUUGAUUAAUCAUUCAUGAUAAAGAAAUCUUUCCUCUUUUCAUCUCGAUUGGUCAAAUUAAAUAGAAAUUGUGUAACGUUCGAUUUAGGAAAUGGUACAGCAUACAUGAUACUGCUGACUGUACAGUGGAUAGAAAGGUUGCAACAGACUUCUUUUUCGAUGAGUUUCGCAACGCAUCUCGUGUCCAAAGAGGAGAAUAUAUCUCUUGAAAAUAACCGAGGACCAGUACACAAUAGAAUAUAUUAGGAAUAAAAAUAAAUAUUAGAUAUUUGGAAUAAGAAUUAGGAAUUAUUUUUACGCAACGGAAAUGAAAUGAACGGCUAUAUAUGACACAAUUUCUAUAUUUAUAUCUCAAUUUUUGUACAUUAUGUUUAAUUACAUUAUUCCCAAUUCUUAUUCUUAAUAUUUAUUCCUAAUAUUUCCAUUGUGCGCGCAGAGCCUAAGAAACAAAUUUUCCGAUUGAACACGGUAUGCGUUCCGAAACUUAUCCAAAAAAGUAUUGCAACCUUUCUACCAAUACACCUUAGCAGAGAGAAACUUGAGAGCCAUUUUUCAAGGGAUCUUUCGAUGCGCAUUCUGAGAAAGUACGUUGGAUCACACAAAGAACAAUGACCAAAUUUGAUCUUUGUCUAACCUAACGUAGUUUACCUGUAGUUCCUCAGGGAUAUUGAAAAGAUGGUCUCUUGAAAAACGAUCGGGCAAUCGCUCUCAAAUUUCUUUCUGACCAUAAAAGUCGUUUUACAUUAGUUGCUGGUCGAUUGUAACUUUUUGUUGCGACAGCCAAUCAGAAACGUAAUUAACUGGAAUUAGUCAAUUUCUUACUGCUUAAGACCCAGCCUAACAUAGAACGAUCUUAAGACCCGUGUCACAUUACGGAUUAGAAUUGAUUUUGGACUGAAAUUUGAUCAGUCAGAGCAAGUUUAACUAAACUUGAGUUUAGUUGAACUGUUAGAUGCCUGAUACAGGCCUAAGAGAGCUUCUGGUAAAAGGGAGGCGCCAACAAAGUCACGUGACCGUGUACUUUGUUACACCAACCAAUCACAGAGCAGGCCGAUUUGAAUACAAACAUACUAUUGUAUCCAUAUACGCGGGAAUCAUGUCAGCCAAUCACAGAAUAUUAUUGGUCAUGUGACCCUGUGGGCUCCUCCCACUAGAGGCUCUCUGCCAUAGACAACUAUAUAUGAGCUAGACUGCUAACUCGCAUGAAAUAGAUGGCUUCAGUAUACAUACACGUAUAUGCUGAACUGACACGCAUGCGCCUCGUAAUAAAUACGACGGUCACGCCUGAUUGGUCGAUUGUAACGCAUGUGUCCGUAGACGCAAGUAGGCAUCGGCUCACACACAUCCAAUCAGAUAUACGAAUCCCCCCUCCUUUCUAUGCGUGACAUACGAUACAUAUUUCAAUACAAUUUCGGGGGUUCAUUUUUCUACUUAGGCAAAGGAGUCAGCAGUCUAGCUUUAUGGGCUCUAUCACCUGUAUAGGUGUCUGUGGUAUACACACGCACGAGCAGUUUUGGAGGUUAUGUCGCGGCUACGUCCUCGGUGGCUCGAUGCGUCGCGGUGCGCACGGGCGACGACUCUGAGACGGUGAUUCUCCCAGUCGCGUGAGACUCGCGUCGAGACGUCCGCCGAGGACAGUCGGUAAACGGUGGUGGGUGCGCGUCGACAACAGCAAUACGAUAAACCGUUCGGUUAUUCGACGAAGAGGUACUUCGCUCACGAGACAGGUGUAAGUCGUAGAAUAGGGAACUCAAGAGAGGAACUUCACAGUGCCCGUCGAUCUCGUUGUGCAUACCUCCUCCCCCCCUCCCCCGCGCGAAGCUCGGCUCGUCGCGGAGAUAAGCGACUCGAUUAUUCGGUGGCAGAGUGGCGGAGGUUUUUCGCUCUUACACAGGUGUAGUAAGUCUCGGAGAUCGAGACUUCAGGAGAGAAAGAGAGAGAGAGAGGAACCUCGCGAUGCUCAUCGGAAAUCUCGGAAUAUACGCGUGAUUCGCGUGAUUGAGUCGCACAAAUAAACUACUUAAUUGAUCGGUUGCAGGAUUAGAAGAUUAUUCAUGUAUAAUAACAGGUAUGGAUGCUGGCCCUUAAUACAGGCAGUGAUUGCAGCAGGCUUUGAACACCAGCAUCAAGUGCCCUGCCCGAACUGUUCUCUACUCACCUCCUUCGACGAAAAUUCCGAGGGAUACAACAUGAAGUGUAAUCUGUCAACCACUGCACCUUUUUGCGAACAAGUCAACGAGCUCACACGCAUGUUCUCGCAAUGGAACCCCUGCGAGCAGACCGUUGUUAUUUAUGCGCUGCUGCGCUACAUACCCGCGGUACAGGCGAGAUUCCUGGCAGAGGUGGUGCAACACAAGUUGCAUUCUGUAUCGCAGCUGGAUGCGCAAGAGAUACAGGCCAAUAAUACAGCUUUCAUACAACGUUUGAGGAUGGAAUCAACAGAAACUGCGAUCCACGAGUUGCUGUUGCACUUGCCAUUGCUGAAGCCUGGGAAUUUGGAUUGCAAGAAAGCCUAUUUAGAUGUGAUACCGGAAAUAAUAGGCGCCUGCGCGACCAAUACACAAUUUACAUACGAAGCGCAGCAGCUCUUAAGCUACACUCUGAUACAUCCGGCCCUAACCUGUCAUGAUAGACGUUCUUUGCAUCAGUGGCUCAGAUAUCUGGAGGAACGUAUUAAGAAUACACCGACUACGUCCAGUACAGCGAAAGAAUACACGAAUACUAGACUGGCACCCAGCAGGUUGGACAACUUAUGGUCACGGAGGCUGAACGACAUGUUCAAUAUGCAUCUGAGCACAUCGACGUUCGGCUUAACGUCGAUGCCACCACCUCCGCCGCCGCCACCGCCUUCACAGCCACCACAGCCAAUUAGCCGUCAACGUCGUUCGAACAGCUUGACGCCACCGGCAGCGACGUCGCAUCACCACGAGCUCGUGGAUCGCGCCAACAAUGCGGCGAACGCGUCCAGGCAUAAGCCGCGUAGCUUCAGCGUUUCCGGCGACCACGCGAGUAGUCUCAUCGGUUUGGGACCGUUGAGUCCGCAGGGCUCUUGCGCGAGUAGUGGCAGCGAGGGGCGUCUGGAUGACGCUUCAAAUCGUCCUCUAGCGAGCGGUAUGAGAGACGUAGCGGCGUGGCUUAAGACAUUGCGCCUGCAUAAGUACAGCUACUUGUUCACUUCGAUGUCCUACGAGGAUAUGCUGGCGUUGACCGAGGAGAAAUUGGCGACGCAGGGAGUCACGAAGGGCGCCAGGCACAAGUUGGCCAUCUCGAUCGGUAAGCUGAAUCAACGGUACAACACGCUUCAGAAUCUGGAGAAGGAUCUGCAGUCCACCGAUGGGCAAGUCAACUCGUUCACGCAGGGCCCGCCAUUACUCAUCAGCACAAUAGACGAGCUUAAAACGAUUCUCUCCACCCCCAUGAAGCCGAGUCAAGAAGGCGAUCCGCAGGACAUUCCCACUCAGUUCAUAAAAGUACUGGGCAAACUGUUCAACAAAAUAGCCCUCGAGCCGGACGACAAUAUACAGUGCGCCUUCAGCAGCGUCUUGGAGAAGGUGACGAAUCACCAAUGCUUCAGUCCGAGUCAGCAAGACAGGGCGAGACAGUGGCGUAACAAGCUUGGCAAUCCGCGACAAGUCCAAAAGUGGCAGAACUACGGAUACGGUAACCGGAAAUACGGCAAUUCGCAACAGCACAACAGAAAACCGGGCCUGAACUCGAACAACGUUCAUAAUACUCACACCACACACAGCGGCCAUUCGUACAUGGUCAGUCCGCAUAGAAACAGUACGAACUCGCUGUAUUAUCAAGGUAUGAGCCAAGGCUUGGGUCAUAUACGUCCUGCCUCGGUCGAGAAGAGAUCCAGUCUGCAGGAGAAUAGUUUGCAGCAAGUGCAGAAUUCUUUUUACCGUACGAAUAGCGCGCCGCGAGAUCACUUCAUAGGCCCCGAGACUUCCGGCAACGAUUUGGCACAACCGAUUCCGGAUCAAUCGACGGAUGAAUCGAUGGAUCAAUCGACGACAGAGCCGGACAUUAACUCAAGUCUGGCUGCUCUCUGCUUGAGAAUGACCGAGCAAGCCAUCGGUAACGAAACCUAAUAUAAUAAAAAAUACGAUUUACACACGAUUUACGUGUGUAAAAGUCUUCCUUCUUUUUCCUCUAAGAAUUAUUUCUACUUGAAAUCAAUGUCGCACGCAAGUAAGGUGUAAUCUCCUCGCCAUCGUCAUACUUUGUUUUCUUUCUUCUUUCCGUAAACGAUACCGUCUCGUGUAAUUUUGGCAGAAUGUCUUAGACGAUCUUUAUAUAGAGGUCUCCGUAAAAAAAGAUUGUUCAGAUGGUACUUACGGCAAAAUUCUACAUGCCUGAAUGGAAGAAGAAAGACUUUUACGCACGUGUGUAAAUCGUAUUUUUUUAUUAUAUGUGAUGCAAUUGUAUUAUUUAAGUGACAACAUUUGGCAAGCCAAAUGCUACUAGGAAGAUAGAUUCUUUCCUCGACUUCUCUCGCAACAUCUAUAUAAAAUAUAUAAGAGGAAAUAUAUAUACAUGCAUGUGUGUACAUCUUUAGUGAACAGGGGAAACACUUGCAAUUUGAUGAAGAAGUAAAGAUCAUUUAGGAGAAUACUACAGAAAGAAACAGAAAGGGAAACACAAGAUGUAAUAACGUUCGCAAUAUUGUUUUUCGUGUUAUCCAUUUUUUUCGUAAAAUGGAAUUUUGCCUGUUUUAAAAAUACGAGACACCUAGUUAAAGUAAUUAAUUUAUUUUAAUGAAUAGACUGAUUUUACUUCUUUUUAACAUCUAACGGUAUACUAUUAUUAUUUGUACUCUUAUUAUUAUUAUUAUAUUGGUAUAUUAGUAUAAUUCAUAUUUUUUAUUGUUAUUACUUUCAACACAUCAUUCUUGCUAAUACUACUCUACUAUUGCUCCUAUUACUAUUACUCUAUCGCUACUACUAUUCUACCAUCACUAUUGAUACUAUAAUCGCUAUUCUCACUACUAUCAUCACAUUAUUAUCGCUCUCACCACUAUUGUUACUAUCGCUAUUACUAUUACUGUACUGUUAAAACUCCAUGUAGAGGAUGAGCAUACUUCUUGCUACCGUGUCGUAUGAGUUAAUCCGUGUACCUUUAUCGAAACUUCAAUCUCAAUUUAAACCGGACAAGAGCACGUGUACGUGACGGUAUGUAUGCUUCGUAGUUGGCACACAGAUCUCGCGAUUUCCCAUUUAUUUGGCGCAUUUUACAACGCGUUUUUUCUUCCUUUUUUUUUGGUUAUUUUUUUUGUCCAUCGUUUUCUUUCCUUUUCCAAAUACAAUGGUAGGCUACUGUAAACGCGAGUAAAUAACUUAAUAAACGGAUAAUAAGGGCCUUAUGGAGAGAAACAAGCGAAAACGCGCGUGAAAAGAGAGCUGUAGGAAAUUUAAUGUUAUAAAGUAGCAGCGAAAUUCGCGAGGGGGCGUGGAACGGGAGAGGUGGUGGCAAACUGGCGCUAUAUAACGUGGCGUGACAUCGAAAUCUGUGGCUUUACAUUGUAAGCAUACAUUAAUAUCCGAUCUUUAGCACGUUGAGGUAGCGUUGCGAGUAAUGUAGCAUAAUAUUUUUUUGUGCAAGAAGAUUGACUAUUAAACGCAUAAUAUUAGGAGCUAUAUAUAUAUAUAUAUAUAUAUAUAUAUUUAGUGAACAUGUUAUGUUUUCCUUUUUGUUUUUUCCCGUAGUAUCCUUCUAAAUGAUCUUUACUUCUUCAUCCAAUUGUCUGCAUGUGUUUCCUCU
This is a messenger RNA of Dinoponera quadriceps, 6130 nucleotides long. RefSeq names its product protein Smaug (gene smg). Lineage: Eukaryota; Metazoa; Arthropoda; Insecta; Hymenoptera; Formicidae. The record is from RefSeq and is a predicted model, not a curated record. Gene Ontology annotation, cellular component: P-body. The coding region runs from base 2422 to 4461 and encodes 679 amino acids. The transcript is spliced from 9 exons. Gene Ontology annotation, biological process: negative regulation of translation; regulation of mRNA stability; regulation of DNA-templated transcription. Gene Ontology annotation, molecular function: mRNA binding; protein binding; translation repressor activity.